Molecule: messenger RNA, 1455 nt
Organism: Echinops telfairi (small Madagascar hedgehog)
Lineage: Eukaryota; Metazoa; Chordata; Mammalia; Afrosoricida; Tenrecidae
Gene: ST6GALNAC1
Product: ST6 N-acetylgalactosaminide alpha-2,6-sialyltransferase 1
Exons: 8
Coding region: 1-1455 (484 amino acids)
Molecular function (GO): alpha-N-acetylgalactosaminide alpha-2,6-sialyltransferase activity
Source: RefSeq, a predicted model, not a curated record
AUGGCGCAGGCCCAGCCGGGCGAGGCCACUGCCCGGCCUGCCAAACAGAACGGAACAGAGAAGGCCAGAGAGGGCUCGCCCGGGAGGCAGGACAGAGAGCCGCCCACACCGAGGAUUCUGGGAGGAAAGAAGAGCCCCUUGUCCACGCCGCGCUGGGCCAAAAGGGUGACCACAACAAAGACACCUACCCCAACCGAUCAGAACAAGGUGCUGUCCACUUCAGCAGGCCCUAAGGGGUCAGUUCCCUCCCCGAGGAGCAGCCGAGAGGGGAAAAGCACAGCGGCCAUCCAGAAAGUGAGCCCCACCCACAGAGUGGGCAGCAAGACCCCCACAGCCAAGCCAAGGGUAAAGCCGAAGGACCCCACCCCCAAGGAAGAAGCCAGGCUUCAGAGUCCCACCUCACAGAGGCCCCUAGAGCUGAAGGCCGCCAACUUCAAGUCUGAGCCUCGGUGGGAUUUUGAGGACAAAUAUAGCCUGGAAGUGGGGGGCUUACAGACGACCUGCCCCGACUCCGUGAAGGUCAAAGCCUUCCUGUCUCCCUGGCUACAGCAUCUCUUCAUAGCCAACCUCACCCUCUUCCUGGACUCGGGGUGCUUCACCCCGAGCGAGUGGGCUCGCCUGGAGCAUUUCUCACCCCCCUUUGGCUUCAUGGAGCUCAACUACUCCUUGGUGCAGAAGGUGGUGGCCCACUUCCCCCCGGUGCCCCAGCAGCAGCUGCUCCUGGCCAGCCACCCUGCUGGGGAGGCGCAGUGCGUCAGCUGUGCUGUGGUGGGCAACGGUGGCAUUCUGAACAACUCCGGGGUAGGCUCUGAGAUAGACAGCCACGACUACGUGUUCCGGCUGAGCGGAGCUCUCAUUAAGGGUUACGAACACGACGUGGGCACUCGGACGUCCUUCUACGGCUUCACCGCCUUCUCGCUGGUGCAGUCCCUCUACCUGCUGGGCCGCCUGGGCUUCCAGCACGUGCCGCUGGGGAAGGACGUCCGUUACUUGCACUUCCUGGAGGGCACCCGGGACUACGAGUGGCUGGAAGCCCUGCUUCUGAACCAGACCGUGAAGGGAAAUAACUUUCACUGGUUCAGGCACCGGCCCCAGGAGGCCUUCCGGGAAGCCUUGCAUCUGGACCAGUACCUGCUGCUGCACCCGGACCUGCUCCGGUACAUGAAGAACAGGUUUUUGAGAUCUAAGACCCUGAACACCACUCGCUGGCGGAUAUACCGGCCCACCACUGGAGCCCUUCUUCUGCUUACCGCCCUGCAGCUCUGUGACCGGGUGAGCGCCUAUGGCUUCAUCACUCAGGGUCACGAGCGCUUCUCCGACCACUACUACGACAAGUCAUGGAAGCGCCUGGUCUUCUACCUGAACCACGACUUCAACCUGGAGAAAGCGCUCUGGAAGAAGCUGCAUGACGAAGGGAUCAUUCGACUGUACCAGCGCCCAGAGCCUCCGAAGUGA